This is a messenger RNA of Colletotrichum graminicola M1.001, 453 nucleotides long. RefSeq names its product MAPEG family protein. Gene Ontology annotation, molecular function: glutathione peroxidase activity; glutathione transferase activity. The record is from RefSeq and is a predicted model, not a curated record. Gene Ontology annotation, cellular component: membrane; nuclear envelope; endoplasmic reticulum. Lineage: Eukaryota; Fungi; Ascomycota; Sordariomycetes; Glomerellales; Glomerellaceae. The coding region runs from base 1 to 453 and encodes 150 amino acids. The transcript is spliced from 4 exons.
AUGUCUCUCACACUCCAAGUCCCCAACGAGUACGGCUACGUCCUCCUCGUCGCCGCCUCGACCUUCUUCAUCAACACCACCCACGUCCUCCUGACGAGCAAGUACCGCAAGGCCAGCGGCCUCGUCUACCCGGCCCCCUACGCCUCCAAUGAGCAGGCCGCCAAAGACCCCAAGGCCUACCAGUUCAAUUGCGCCCAACGCGCCCACGCCAACUUCACCGAGAACCAGCCCUCGUUCCUAGGCGCCCUCCUCAUUUCAGGCCUUCGUUUCCCCGUCGCCAGCGCCGUUCUUGGCGCCGGCUGGGCCAUCUCGCGCAUGAUUUAUGCCUUUGGCUACACGAGCGGCGCCGGCCCCAAGGGCCGCACCCGUGGCUCCAUUGGAUCUUUCCUCUUUGAUACGAUUCUCAAGUUUACUGCCGUUUAUACUUCUAUAUCUAUGAUUAUGAAAUGGUAA